AUGCAUCUUUAUAAAGUGGAUAGUAGAUUAUUUUGGAACACAGAUGAGAACGGCGUUGAGAAGGUGGCGGUAGAUUAUUUUGAUGGUUUGUUUAGUUCGACUAAUCCAACAGAGUUUGAUAGGUUUUUGGAAGAGAUAGGGUCAUCAAUCUCGCCUCAGAUGAAUGAAAUGCUACUGCGAUUAGCAACGGAGGAAGAUGUUCGACAAGCUUUAUUCAUGAUGCAUCCGGAGAAAGCGUCAGGGCCGGAUGGAAUGACAGCUCUCUUCUACCAGCAUUCCUGGAACAUUAUUAAAAAGGAUGUGGUGGAGUUGGGUACUGUGGCUCAGGGGUUCAUCGGUCAGAACCGUCGCAACCAAUACAAGAAAGAGCUCAAGCGUGGGAGGAUCUACACACUGACAAACUACUAUGCAUCGAACAGCAAGGUGAUGUACCAUGUUGCUGACCAGAGGCUGGUAAUUUGCAUCUCACACGCCUCUGAGCUGAGGAAGGUGGAAGAAGACAUUGAAGCCAUUUUGACAGAGUGCUUCAGAAUCCAUUCCUUUGCAGAUUUUGAAGCCAACUGCGAUCUCAGAGGAGAUCUUCACGAUGUUGUCGGCCACCUUAAGCUUGUGGAUGGGCAUCCUCUCCAUCAGCGUCCGGUUUGGUGCACCAAGGAUGACUCAGCUUCUCGGAAAGUGAUGAUUCAUUUGCAGCUUAAAGAUGGUCCAGUGAUUAACGUUUACCUAUGGGACGAGGCUGCGGAUAAUUUCCGCGUGAAGUUUGACGCAUGUGCAGACACUCCAAUGGUUCUAUUGGUUACAACGGUCAAUCCUAAGAGACUCGGUGGGAAAUUAUGCCUAAGUUCAAUGUCUUCAUCAAGAGUGUUUUUGGACGAAGAGGUUGACCCCACCAAGGAAUACUUGACAUGGUUGACCAUGAACCCUGGUGCAACUUCUUCGGUCAACCCUGUUGAGGUGGUUAAAGCUGAGACGCUCACAAUAAGUGAGAUUGCUGCCUUCAUCAAGCGUGAGCCUGCUAAGGUUGCCUACUUUGACUGCAUUGCCACAAUUGAUGAUGUCAAGCUUGGCACUGAGGGGUAUUACAUUGCUUGCAAGGAUUGCCAGACAAAGCUAAACCGCGGGCCGACAACACUGCUUUGUCCAAAAUGCGGCAAUGAAAAUGCUACUGCUGUAGCCAACUACCGGGUGGAGAAGUCUGUGUAUGAUAAUGAGGAGCAGCGCACGUUCAUCAUUCUCGGAGAUGCUGGGAAAGAGCUCACUGGCAGAAAAGCAACAGAGUUGAUAGACACAUAUGUUGAGGAAAAUGGGGGAAAUGGGGCUGAGCUUGAGGUUCCACUGCCACAGUGUUUUAUCGAUGCAAUAGGACAGACUAAGAAAUUCAGGAUCAAGGUGGCGCCCUACAAUUUCACAUCUACACGCCUAUCCUUGACUGAUACCAAAAUUGUCUCAUCAGCAGUUUUGCCACCAAAGAAUCCCCCACUAAACACGCCACCAGAAACUGAAGUGGAAAUCUCAGAUGUAGCUAAGAGCAGUGGUGGUGGUACUUCAGCCACUGACGGCCAGAAGAAUGCAAAGCGUACCAAGCGUAGUGGCUAG
Brassica oleracea var. oleracea is the source of this 1596-nucleotide messenger RNA. RefSeq lists its product as uncharacterized. Gene Ontology annotation, biological process: nucleotide-excision repair; telomere maintenance via telomerase; double-strand break repair via homologous recombination. The coding region runs from base 1 to 1596 and encodes 531 amino acids. Lineage: Eukaryota; Viridiplantae; Streptophyta; Magnoliopsida; Brassicales; Brassicaceae. The transcript is spliced from 9 exons. Gene Ontology annotation, molecular function: damaged DNA binding; single-stranded telomeric DNA binding. Gene Ontology annotation, cellular component: nucleus; DNA replication factor A complex. The record is from RefSeq and is a predicted model, not a curated record.